Molecule: messenger RNA, 2659 nt
Organism: Danio rerio (zebrafish)
Lineage: Eukaryota; Metazoa; Chordata; Actinopteri; Cypriniformes; Danionidae
Gene: ca4a
Product: carbonic anhydrase 4a
Cellular component (GO): plasma membrane
Molecular function (GO): carbonate dehydratase activity; zinc ion binding
Source: RefSeq, marked validated
ACAUUUGGUCCAGUCACACACAGGACAAUCACAAUGCGGUGUCUGCUUUCAGCUUAUCUUCUGCCUCUGAUUCUGCAUGCAUGCACCGGUGCAGACUGGUGCUACCAGACACAAGUGAGCUGUGAUUCCCACUGUAAAGGUCCAGAGAAAUGGAGAGAAGUCAAUGCAGACUGCGGGAAGGACAGACAGUCACCCAUAAACAUAGUGACCAAGCAAACCAAGCUGGACGAGCGAUUGACACCUUUCAGAUUCACUGGAUACCAGACCGUGUUCGAUGGCACAUUGAAGAACAAUGGACACUCGGUUCAGGUCAGUAUUCCUGUCCCAGCCACUAUUUCUGGAGGAAAUCUGGCAGAACCAUAUAAAGCUGUGCAGUUUCACCUGCACUGGGGCAUCAGCAGCGGCCCAGGCUCUGAACACACCAUUGAUGGAGAGCAGUAUCCAAUGGAGCUGCACAUUGUGCACAUGAAGCAGAAAUACAUCCGGAUUGAAGACGCUCUCAAAGACCCGUCUGGAGUGGCUGUGCUGGGAUUUUUCUAUGAGGUGUCCAGCACCACAAACAGAAAAUAUGACCUGUUCGCACACGCACUGCGCAGCGUACAGAACACAAAUGGCAACACGACUCUUCGUAAGAUCUCUCUGAAUCAGCUCAUCCUGCCUGAAGUGAACAUGACCAAUUAUUACCGGUAUGACGGGUCACUGACCACACCGGGAUGCACCGAGGCUGUGGUGUGGACGGUGUUUGAAAAGCCCAUUCCCCUGGACAGUGAACAGCUUCAGGCUUUCUCCUCUCUGAAGUUUCGCGAUGGGAAGCCGAUGGUCGGAACGUUCAGACCCGUUCAGCCUCGUAACGGGCGAGUGGUUUAUCGGUCCAGCGGUGGGACUUUAUUGGUCAGUGUUUUCCUUCUGAUGGCUUCCGUCAGCACAGCAUUCACCAUAACCAGACUCAACUAACUUCAACAUUCCCAACCAUCACCAGCACAAUGAGUCCUCCACUCACCAGAGCACCAGCAGGACAACCACAGAAUAAAAAAUUACAGGAGCAGAACUGCAUGAGUAGAUGACCAUAGCUCUCAUAGCUGGACUAAAAACAUCCGUGGAGCUCUGACGGCUAGAAAAUGCAUGACCUUUACUAUUAUAGAUACACACACAGCAGUCUAUAUUUGUGAGGCCAAAGUGUUUUGAUGUGCAUUACAAACACUCACAACGAUGAUCAGCUCUCACAAACACUGAUGACACUGAGGUCAAAGGUCAGUGAGUCAAAUAGAUAAGAGAGAAACCAGGCCAAGUAAACGCAUUGCAUUCAUAUAAACUAAUUAACGUUAUGGUCAGGGCUUGACAUUAACUUUUUUGAUCACCAGCCACUGUGGCUAGCAGUUUUCUAAUGUUACUGGCCACUCUGCAUUUUCACUAGCCACGAUUUUGUUGUUGGGAAAAUGCAUUUUAUAUGCAUAAAUAUGACUAAACCUACUUAAUUUAGAUUUUGUGUUAUGUACACAUGCCUCAUUCAUUUAAAGGUGCAGUAGGUGAUCUGCCACAAUGCUAACAGCUUAGCAUAAAUCUCUGAAUUACAGUCCCUCCCCUGCCAUCUAGAGCCACGCCUCCUGAAACACGAGCACCGCAAAAAAACCCUCUCUCAUGUGUUAAAGCGACUAGUGCUUGUCCGGCAGCGUGCAAGCCAAACUGACAUGCUAUUUCAGAGUGAAUAUUAGAGUUGCAUGAUAAACAAUAUAGGGAGAGGCUAAGCGAAAUAUCGGUAUUUACUUGUGUUUUGUUGUUAAACUAAUUAAAAUCUGCAUUAUCGAUGCUGUAAAAGGACCUUAUGAAACUGAAAAUAGUCUUAUCAAUCUUUCAUCGGAAGAUUUUAGUGGCUGAACAACACUUCUGUGAAGAUAUAAGCCAUUUGUAACAACAACAUCUAACUUUACAUCAGCUUUGCGUGAAGCUAAAACAGUUUUAAAACAGAACAUUACCUGUCUAAGAGAAAUCCUUCAGCCAUGGUGUCAUCCUUUCUCCAGCAUGCAAAGGUAACUCCAAUAUUCAUUCGGGUUUUUAAAAAGUUUUGAUUCAGCAUGCUUUUACAGAUCGUGCACGCCUGCUCUCUCGUGAACGCGUAGCGGUCGGCGAAGCUGCGUACAAACGGCUGCGCAGUUGUUCAAAUCUGCAUUUGCUGACAGACAGAUUGGGCUACUUAUGAACAUUUUUUUGUUUUAUGCCUUACCCAAAAUAUAAAAAUACAUUUAAAUACAUUUAGAUCAUUUACUUUAAUCAUUACUAUUAGACUGUGAAGAGACUUUCAACCAGCUCAACAACAAAUGCUUCUGAAGAUAAUCACCUACUGCACCUUUAACUGUUUUGUGUUGUGUUUGACCUUGCUCAAUGACCAUGAGCAAAUAGGUUGUGGUUCAAAUUGUUGCAUUGGAAUUGGCUCUUAUUUCACAUGACUUUUCAGGACUCAAUAUUAAGGAUUUACCAGUUUUUUUUUCUGGCGACACAAAAAAUAAAUAAACAAAUACUAAUUUACAAAUUACAAAAUACAAAUUACUAAUUACUUCUUAGCUACAAUUUUUAAUCAAUUAAAUUUUUUAAAAAACAAGCUAAACAUAGCUGUUUACAUGCACUUUUUAUUCAACAAAAUCUUUCUUUAAAAAAAAAAAAA